Messenger RNA from Sungouiella intermedia, 1623 nucleotides. The record is from the annotation of a GenBank genome assembly. NCBI's taxonomy places the organism in Eukaryota, Fungi, Ascomycota, Pichiomycetes, Serinales, Metschnikowiaceae.
AUGAGGCUUUCCACUAUUUUCACAUAUGCAUCGGUAUUGGGCUCAGCAUUUGUUUCUGCUGCGCCAACCACUAAAGGAAGCAUAACCAAAAGAAACGACAACGGCGUGUCCAUCAUUGACUUUGACUAUGUGUUGAACACCAUCAGAGAAAUGAAUGAGAGAUAUGAGACAGGCUUCUCUACUAAUUUACAAAGAAGAGACGACGCAAACUUUAUUGACCAGUUCGUCAUGGAGUUGCACAACUCUGACUUGUUGCAACAUUUCAUUGAUGAGCUUCACAACACCAACUUUACUACUGCCAUCGAGGAAGGUGUCCAAGAUGCCAUUUCCGGAGGUCUUGUCAACGAAACAACCUUAUUGACUGGUUUGAGAACCAGUGGGAAGCUUGAAACGUUCUUUGACUCUGUUUUGAACGAUGAAGAUUUGAAUGAGGAGUUAUACCUCACAGCCAGAGAUAUUUUGGAAGGAGUCGAGGACGGAGGAGAAUUGGCUGCUCGUGAUGCGUUAUCAUCAUCUCAGCCAUUCCUCUCUGCCAUCUACGCCGACUCGGUAGCUCCUAUGGUUAAGAGAGAAUAUUACUCAGAUUCAGUUUUGGAGGAGGCAUAUGGAAUGGACAAGAGAGCUAUUCUUGACACUGUGAUAACCAUUGUAAGGUCAAUAACCUCUCUGGGCUUGGUCAAGAGCAUCAUCUCGUCCAUUAUUGGAAACCAGUCUUUGAUCUCCUACACGAUCAAUUUGUUCAAAAGGGUGUUUGCUAGUAUCAACUGGAGCUCGUUGUUCAACACUAUUAAGAACAGUGGCCUCAUCAAGUCAAUUUUUAGCUACAUUUUGAAGUUCCUUGCUGGUUUGUUCUCGGGAGCCUCACUUUCCUCGUUGAUCAACGAACUCUUUGGAGGCGGCUCCAAUUCCACCCAUAAAUCGUUCCUCAGUUCUUUGUUGAGCGUUGGAGUGGAGGUUGGCAGUGAACUUUUCUCGAGUCUUACUAAGUCCGGAGGUUUACUCUCGGAGUUGCUCUCGACUUUCAGAAAUGGAUCCUCUUCGAGCUCUUCUUCAUCCUCCUCUUCCGGAACCUCCUUGCUGGGACUUCUCGGCUCAUUGUUCGGAGGUUCUUCUUCUUCAUCCUCGUCUUCUUCUUCUUCUGGUUCAUCCACCUCUUCAGGAUCUAGCUCUGGUGGUUUAUUGUCUUCUAUCUUUGACAGUUUGUUCGGAAACUCUGGUAGCUCAAGCUCCGGUUCAAGUUCCGGUUCAAGCUCUGGUUCUAACUCUGGAUCCAGUGGCUCCGGUGGUGGUUCAUUCCUUUCUAUUCUUGGAGGUCUUGCUGACAACUUAGUCGACCAUUUGUUUGGUGGUGGAUCGUCAAGCUCUGGAUCUUCAGGAUCUGGAUCUUCGGGAUCUGGAUCUUCAGGCUCCUCUGGAAGCUCUGGAUCUUCAGGAAGCUCUGGAUCCUCUGGAAGCUCUGGAAGCUCUUCAGAUACUACCAGUUGCUGUUGCUCCGCAGACAAGAUUAAGAAGAGAGCAUUGAAGAGAGCAUUGAAGAAGAGGGUCAACAGAUCGAUCAAGAGAGCAUUCACCGGAGGAAAGGCUACUAUGCCAGAGGGAUUCUUGGGCUACAUGGCCUUUUAG